GAGAGUGGUUUCAGUGAGAAGGCAAACACAAAGGUGCAGAUGUGUGCACAGUUGAUGUUGAGGACUCCAGCCUAGAGGAGAAGGAAGGAGGCAGAGGUAUCGACAGAAGAAUGGAAGACUUGGUUUUAAAACCACAGAAACUAAGGCUGAAUAUAUGAGAGAGAGAGAGAGAGAGAGAGAGAGAGAGAGAGAGAAGGGCGUGUCCAUGUAUGCACCACCCUCUACCUCCAUCAGAGCCGCAAUAGUGAGAUCUCUCCCUUACUCGCACACCCGCACCAUUCAAAAGUUCAAGCAAAGUCUCUCGGCUCCAACAGGCUUCCAGCCACCCGUGACAAACUCCACCCCAGGGCAGUGGACUCGUGCGCCCUCGACGCCUCUCUCUCUCUCUCUCUCUCCUCUCACUCACUCCCUCAUGCACUCACUCAUUCAGUCCAAAUCUCAACACCCUCGCUUGUCACCGGGGAGGACGCAGACAUACAGGAGAGCCCCUCCACCACAGCUCCUUUGCCCUCUGCCUCAGUCAGCCAGCAUGUGGAUUCUACUCCUUGGACUUACCUCUGGAUUCCUGGCCACUUCUUGGGCGGACACCAAUCAAGAGGUGAUGUUUCGGAGCUGCAGUUUUUGGGGUGUGUUCCAUAUUCAGGGUGCAAGUCGGUACUCCCUGGAUUUUGAGGAAGCCAAGGCAUUGUGUGAGAAAUUGGGAGCCACUCUGGCCAGUAAGAAUCAGAUGGAUGCUGCCUAUAAGAGUGGCAUGGAAACAUGCAGGUACGGUUGGACCGUUGAUGGAAAUAUUGGCAUUCUUCGCCACACAGCCAACUCUCUCUGUGCAGCAAACCUGACAGGUCAUUUCCACAUCAACAGUACGGACACCCACUUUGAUGCUUACUGCUAUGAUGGAACAGACCUGUCAGAGAAGAACUGCACAAUGACCUUCUCCCUUGAUUCCACUGCUCAGGAGGCUAGUCCUGCACUACUUCCCACUGUUGACUCAGAGAAAGCUGGUGGGCCUACCGCAGAAAAAGACUCGAGCCCAGCUCCGACUGUAUACUCCACUGUGGAGAUGCCGACGGCCAAGCCGUACAACACCGGUCUGUCCAGCACCGACAAAGCCGACAACGUCACGAGCCUGACGGACACGGCCGAGGCUGAUGGAGCCCCGGAGACAGAGGGUCCCACAGAGGCCAUGCCUUGGCAUCGGCAACCGGGGGCAUGGACGUCUAACAGCGGAGGCUCGGGUAUGGAAGAUGCAUUGACCACAGAAAUCCCGAGACUCACCAGCAGAGAUGAAUCGAGUCACCAUGAGGUCACAGACGCCCCAGCCGGGAAUACAGAGGAGAGGACUGUGUCAGAGGAUCCGGACCCUACAAAGAGUCCGAUGGCGGUGAAUGAAGCAGAUAUGGAUCCAUCCGGAAAGGACAAGUCAGUAAAUGGAGCAGCAGAUUGGCUGAUCAUUGUGUGUGUAGUCGUGGCUGUUGCUGCCAUUCUCCUAAUAUGCGCUGUCGUGGCAACAAGGAAAAGGUGGUGUGGCAGAAAGCAGACGCUGAUGAUCACGUCGAAGAGCAGCAGCGAGGGGAAUGGAGCAGCCGCCUCGGCGGGCAGCUCCCGUGCCCAGGAGAGGGAGCAGGAGAUGGUGACGCUCAUGAACAAGGAGAAAGUCCAGGAGAACGGCAACACGGAGGAGUUCACGGUCAUCACCCUGGAGGAGUCGCCUGAGAAAAAGGAGCAAGCGUGAGAGAGCAGAGGGAGAGAGCCGGGAGCAGGAGGGAAGAGGGGUCAGGGGGAUUGGGGUGGACCAGCAAGAGACGGAAGCAGGUGUUGCACAUUGGCAGAGUGAGUUAUCCACUUUGGUCUGGAAACGGAACAGACACUCUGUGUAAUAAAGUUAGGGCACGGCUAUAAGUGUAAGGCUUCUGUAAGGCUGUGAGUGAGACUUCUUAUGUCUUUUUAUGUGAUAAUACGUUCUGUCAAUGGUAAUGAUUCUUCUUCUAUAAUUUUUGCUCCCUAGUUGAAAAGGGACACCACACCAAUGUCUUAAACUAGAGAUGUAGACGAAUGGGAAAAUAAAGGUCUUCUCUGGAUUCCAACAAAUGGGGAGACUUUUGCCAAGCUUGAAGCUGUUGUCUUUCAAGCAUUGCUCUAUGUGUAGCUUGCCGUACAGGGUGAGAGGUGUCUUUCCAAAGUUAAUCUUCCAGAAACAUGAGGAGGCAGUUGGAGCUGAGUGCAAUCAUCAGCAGUUAAAACAGAUUCAUUUACAUGUGUGUAUGCAUGGAGUGUUGCAUACA
This is a messenger RNA of Electrophorus electricus (electric eel), 2282 nucleotides long. It is a transcript of the gene cd44b, whose product is annotated as CD44 molecule (IN blood group) b. NCBI's taxonomy places the organism in Eukaryota, Metazoa, Chordata, Actinopteri, Gymnotiformes, Gymnotidae. Gene Ontology annotation, molecular function: cytokine receptor activity; hyaluronic acid binding. The record is from RefSeq and is a predicted model, not a curated record. Gene Ontology annotation, cellular component: basolateral plasma membrane; macrophage migration inhibitory factor receptor complex; plasma membrane. Gene Ontology annotation, biological process: cell adhesion; inflammatory response; positive regulation of ERK1 and ERK2 cascade.